Messenger RNA from Ilex paraguariensis (yerba mate), 3023 nucleotides. Lineage: Eukaryota; Viridiplantae; Streptophyta; Magnoliopsida; Aquifoliales; Aquifoliaceae. The record is from the annotation of a GenBank genome assembly.
UCGUCUCGUUGCGUCGCAUCGCAAGCUCCCUCGCAGCAGACGUGAAUGCUCGAGAUAUAGAGAGAGAAAGCCGAACGAUAUAAUAUAUACAGACACACUCCGACAAAGAGAGAGAUUGCGGACAGAGGCGGUGGUUUUAGGAGGCGGCUUUUCUCCAGAAAAGGAGAUUGAAAAAGAAAACAAAAGAUGCCUCAAAACCCCUCUUUGAAGGGUCGCCUGCAUGGGUGAUCUUCAAGUUUGUUGUGAGCGCCAAAACGGUGUCAUGAUGGAUAGUGAUCACUUCUCGUCGUCCAGUCCAAAGCAAAUGGUCCAUUCAAACCCUGAUCCCUUAUCAAUCCGCGAGGAUUGUUGGGCUGUAGCUGAGGAAACGACUCAAGAGGUGGUGAAUUGUAUUCACCCCACUUUGGACUCUGAAGAAAAGAGGAAGGAUGUGAUUGAUUACGUUCAGAGACUCAUCAGUACUGCUCUUGGUUGUGAGGUUUUCCCUUAUGGAUCAGUGCCACUAAAGACCUACCUUCCUGACGGUGACAUUGAUUUGACGGCCCUUAGCAGUCCUGAUGUUGAGGAAUCCUUGGGCCGUGAUGUUCUUGCUGUUCUGCAAGCAGAAGAAAUGAAUAAAGAGGCUGAGUAUGAAGUGAAGGAUACCCAUUUCAUUGAUGCUGAGGUUAAGCUUGUGAAAUGCCUUGUGCGGAAUAUUGUGAUAGAUAUAUCUUUCAAUCAGUUAGGAGGACUUUGUACACUAUGCUUUCUUGAACAGAUUGAUCGACUUGUUGACAAAAAUCAUAUCUUUAAACGUAGCAUUAUUCUGAUAAAAGUAUGGUGCUAUUAUGAAAGCCGUAUUCUUGGUGCCCAUCAUGGUUUGAUUUCUACAUAUGCUUUGGAGAUGUUGGUCCUAUGCAUAUUCCGUCAGUUCCAUGCAUCCUUAAAUGGCCCAUUAGCGGUUCUUUACAGAUUCUUGGAUUAUUUUAGCAAAUUCGACUGGGAGAACUAUUGUAUUAGUUUGAACGGUCCAGUUCUCAAGUCAUCCUUGCCUUAUACAGUGGUUGAGCUAUCAGAAAAGGGAAAGGAUGAUUUGAUGCUUAACGAAGAAUGUCUAAGAAACUGCAUAGACAUGUACUCGGUUCCAUCCAGGGAUCUUGACACACGCUCGCAAUCAUUUCCUCAAAAGCAUCUCAAUAUAAUUGAUCCAUUGAAAGAAAAUAACAACCUUGGGCGCAGCGUCCACAGAGGUAGUUUUUAUCGAAUACUUAGUGCUUUCAAAUAUGGGGCUCGCAAGCUUGGUAAAAUCCUUCUGUUACCUAGAGAAAGAAUUGCAGAUGAAAUCAAAAAGUUCUUUGCAAACACUCUCGAGAGGCAUGGUUGUAAAUGUGGGGCUGAUAUACAAAGUUCUGUACUGUCUGUUGAUGCUGAAUGGUCCAGCACUUUAUCCUCGUCAUCCCAUGCUGAAACACUGUCCGAGGAUGGGAUGCAGCUAAAAUCAUUGAAUGGCGAUUCUGAUGGUGAUAUUUCAGGGGUAGAACAUAAAUGCACUUCAGUGCAUAGAAAUGAGCUAGACAGAUACUUGACAAGACUAAAUUAUUUGCAGAUAGAGUCAGAGUCUGGCUGUUCGACCAAUGGGACUGCUGUUUCAGGAUAUCAUCUUGCUGGGGAUGAAAAUGACCUUGAAACACCAAGGUCUCUGAGUUUCAGAAGGGAAAAUGACACAUCUGAUUGUUCACCAACAAGUAGCAAUUUUAAGAGCUCUCUCUCUGGAAUAUGUAAUCGUGCACCUUAUUUCUAUUUGUUCAGAUCGCCCACGGAAAAUGUGAACUUUGAAAAUGGGAACCUCUGCCCGAAAAGGCUGUCAGAAGUCGUUGAUGAGAAUAGGGGUUUUGGUUCGUGGCUGGAACAGAGUGAGAACCAUUUAGUGGCCAGCAAUGCAGUCCAUGCUAACCACCAUGAAGGUCUGAGCGAUAGUGGUUCAGCAAUCUCAAGUCCGGAUGCUAACAGCUUAGAGAGUUUAUCCCUUGAUUUUAGGGAGAUAGGCUCAACUGGCAUUGUUGACGACAUGGAAACUUUAAAUCCCUUGGCAGACCUCAGUGGGGAUCAUGAUAGUCACAUAAGGAAUCUGCUGUACAGCCUAAGUUGUCAUGGAUAUGCUUUAUCUGCACCUGUACUGCUCAAUUCUCCCACAUCACUCUAUCAGUUGAGGAACAAGAGGCCUUUAGAUACUGUCCAGCGAUCAAUGCCACUGAAUCAGAAUGCAUGUUCGCAAGUGAGCACAGAUAAAGUGGUCUUGGGAUCACUUGUUUAUCCUCAUAAUUUCAUACCGUUCAAUCCUACUUUUGAUUCAGACGAAAAACAUAUGGCACAAGGAACUGGCACAUACUUUUCCAUUAUGAACGGUUCUUCAUGCAGGGAGAAAUCCUCACAAGGGGAGAGAAGGAAUUAUGCAACAGGAACUCGGGGGCAAAUGCAGAGACACACCCAGAACAAUGGCAUGGCUCGUGCUUUUCCUGAAACAAAUUCAUUAGAAGAAGGUAGUCGUACACUUUUAGAUCCAGGGUCCUUGGUUCAAGGUCAUGGGAAGCCCGGUUUAUGCGGCCAAUCUUAUCAAUCCAAUGGGAGCAGUAUUCAUGCCAAUGGUCUGUCCAAUUUAGGUUUUAGAAUCGAAUUUGGAUCUCUUGGACUGAUGGCAGAGGGAAUUAGUCAGCUGCCUUCAGGCACUAGUUAUGCUUGGGACUCUACACCAUGCCCUGUGGUUCCAGAAGUGCAGACUUCUAGCCGAGUCCUGAAUACAAAACAAGAAAGGGUUGCAGAGCAUUCAUACCACCAUAAGAAUGAAGACUUCCCCCCUCUGUCCUCCUGAAUGGCUUUUAGAAAGGAUUUUAUUUGGUGGAGUCGGUUAACGAACGUACUCGUGAAGGAAAUGAACGAAUCUCGGGUUCAAUACUGAAAAGACCAAUAAUUUUAGACGCUAACAAACAUGGGAGAUAUGUAGGGAGGAGGUUGUUCUUUGAUUCUCAUACUUGUUUUACAACACU